GUGGCCGACGCAACAGGACAUCACGGUUGCUGGCAGCCCCUGAGCUGCGUCUGGAGCUUGGGCGCCCGACUGCGCUGGUCCAAUCUAUUUGGAGAACGUGGGCUGCCCAGAUCGAUGCCGAAGAGGGCCCUCCGACCCGCUUUUCUGAGGCGGGCUUGCGCUUGUGGGGGUUGGGGAGCUUGUGAGAGCUCGUGGGCAGUCGACGGCGAUUAUUGGCGUGAUUGGCCGCCAGCCGGCGCCUCUGACAUCUCUCUCACCCCUCCUUCACGGCUCCCGGCACCAGGCGCCAAGCCUGUCGCGCGGUCGACGGCGGCAAAAGCGGUGUGCGAAGGACGGGCGGGAAGGAUCACGGGCUGGCAGAAGGAGGCGUGCGACGAAGGAUACGACUACGGUUCCCACCGCGGGGCGACGAUGGCAAUCUCGAAAAGGGCGGAUUCGCAGCUCAGCCUUCCGGAAUUCGCGGGCGAGCUGGCGUGAGGGGGCCAUUCCAGGCAGGGCGGCAAGCUGUGGUGGGGUGGUGGUGAGGGGCAGCGACCCACAUGAGCUUGCGCGCUUGCCCCGCCUGGGCCCUAGACCCUCUGGACUUGCCCCUCCUUCUGGUCU
Molecule: messenger RNA, 603 nt
Organism: Aplosporella prunicola CBS 121167
Lineage: Eukaryota; Fungi; Ascomycota; Dothideomycetes; Botryosphaeriales; Aplosporellaceae
Exons: 1
Coding region: 115-477 (120 amino acids)
Source: RefSeq, a predicted model, not a curated record